Molecule: messenger RNA, 2575 nt
Organism: Tetrahymena thermophila SB210
Lineage: Eukaryota; Ciliophora; Oligohymenophorea; Hymenostomatida; Tetrahymenidae
Product: piwi domain protein
Exons: 2
Biological process (GO): regulatory ncRNA-mediated gene silencing
Cellular component (GO): P granule
Molecular function (GO): piRNA binding; protein binding
Source: RefSeq, a predicted model, not a curated record
UUAUAAUUAUUAAUAAAAAAAAUAUUUUUCUAGGCACAGUGAAAUCUGAUAUGAAUAAGUUAUCAAAAAGACCUAUUAUAUCAUAUGAUCAAAGUAAUUAACAGGAAGGUAGCUUUUUAAAAUAAGUCUAAUUGAGAACUAAUUUAUUCUAAAUGAGCAAUACUAUAAAUACAAAGAAUGAUGUUUAAUAAUAAAUAAUUAUUUACCAUUACAGUAUAAAAAUAAUUCCUUCUACUUGCAUAAGAGUGAAAAAACUUUUAUGGCAAGCUCGAGAACUGUUAUAAAAUGUAUAUGGUAGAAACUUUAUCUCAAAUCAAGAAAUUUAUUCUUUUAAAAAGGUUGAAGAAAAUUAGAAAAUAUAUAUAGAAAUUGAAAAUAUUAUUUAUUGCUUAAAAAUAUUCUAUAGAAGAGAGAUAGAAUUAAAUUUAACAGAAAGCAAUUAAAUAAAUUAAAAUAAAACUUUAUAAAAAAAGAUAUCUAGUCUAGCAAUAUAAAGUAUAAGCGCUAUUUACAAAUCAGUUUAUAAAUAAUUUCAAAAAGACAUUCUUAAACAGACUGGACUUGCUAAAAAUGAUUGCAAACAAUUAGACCAUUAUAAUUUUUAAUGCUUUUUUAGAGAAUAGAUUAAUUAUAGAGCAAAUUUAAAUGAAGCAAUCUUGAGUGAUUAAAAUCUUAGCUCCUUGCUAAAAGAUGUUAAGAAUCAAAAGAAUGUUGAAGAUAUUAUUUUAGGAAAAUAUGUGAGGAUGAAGCACUAAUUAAACAAACUGUAUUAAAUAUAAAGAAUUGACUAUACUAAGAAUCCACUAAGUACAUUCUAUUGUGCGAAGUAUAAGUAAAAUAUGACAUUUUAGAAGUAUUAUAAGGAAAGGUACAACUUAGAAAUAAUAGAUUUGAAUUAGCCUUUGUUUGUUGUAAACAUAAAAAAACAGUCAAUUUAGCCUAUCGAUUAACAUAUUAAAUAUCAAGAAAUUUAUUUAAUUCCAGAAUUUUGUUUGAUUUUUUUCCAACUAAAACCUCAAAAAUUCAACAAAAUUAAACAAAUUCAAGUUAAUUUGAGAUAAAAGAUUUAUUAUCUAAAAUUUUUAUAAAAAUUACAACACGAAACAGGAAUAUAAAUUAGCAAAGAAAGUUGCACUGUAAAUGCAUAUGCAUUAAAUCCACCAAAAUUAAUUUUUUAAAAGAAUAAAAAAUUUAUUGAUUUAAAAAAUUCUAAAACUAAUUUUAAUAUAUCCAACUAAAUAUUAAGUAAUAUAUCAUUCAAAGAAUGGAUUUUUAUAUAUCCAAAAAGUGAUGCAAAUUUGUGCUUAUAAUUAUCAUAAUAAAUUUAAGAAUAAGGUCAAGUGCUAGGAAUUAGAAUUCCUCAACCAACUAUGAUAUAAAUGAAAAGGCACAAUCUUUCAGAUGGAAUAAAUUUAUUGGAGAAUUACUUUUUAGUGAAUUAAGUACCUUAAUUUAUUCUUUCUUAUGUAAAUUUUAACCAUCCAAGACAAUAAACUUUUUACUAAGAACUGAAAUUAUAUUUGUAUGCUACUGUAGCCAUUGAGCACUAGCAUUUCAAUGAUGAUUUUUCUUGCCAUAAAAAUAAAAAUGCUGCUAUUUCUUCUCUAAUUAUCUAAAUUGCUUCUAAAUUAGGAUAUCCUUUAUGGUAAACACACAUUCCUAAUCAAAUAUUUAAUAAAACAAUGAUCAUAGCAAUCGCAGUAGAGCAAAAAACACUCCAUCUUAAUAAAUAAUAGCAAAUGAUAGCAGUUGUUACCACAAUAAGCAAGGAUUUUACUUAAAUGCACUCAGAGAUUUUUUUUAAUGAGAUAUAAAAUGGACCAAUUUCAAUACUCUCUAAAAUUAUUUUGAGCUCUAUAAAGAAUUAUGUUUUAAAUACAAAACAACUUCCUGAUUAAAUAAUAAUAUAUAGAUAAGGUUUAAUAGAACCUUCCUUAUAAAUAGAAAAGGAAUCUAUUAUAAAUGGUUUUAGGCUUUUUAAGGAAGAUUAUUAACCUAAAUUUGCUUAUUUUUGUGUUAGUUAAUCCAAAAAGCAAUAGAUUUUCUCUUAAAGUGACUAAAAGAUGGAUAUCACCGGAAGUGUAAUUCCUUUGGUACAAAAUAAUUAAGUGAAAUUUGAGUUUUUUCUUUGUUCUAAGAUUAUCUAAGAAGGUUUUAGCAUACCAACAAGAUAUUCAUGCUUAUAUGAUGAUACUUUAAUCUCAUAAGAGUAGCAUUGGCAAUUUACUUAUUACUAAUGCUUCAAUUACUUUAAUUUUCAAGGAGCAUUAAAGAUACCAGCACAACUUAAAUAUGCUUGUAAGCUAUUAAAAUUUAGAAAAUAUGUUAUGGAAAUUGAUCCAUCCAAAGACUUAAAGCAAAGCUUUUACUAUAUUUGAAAAUUUUAAUCUAAAGUGAAUUACUCAUAUCUAAAUGGAUGGAUACUAAAAUAAUAAUCUAAUAAAUUAAUUAUUAAUUAGAAUUAAUUAAUAAUCUUUAAAAUUUAAAUAAAUAAAGUAGCUUUUUUAUCUAAUACAAUGUAUUUGAAUUAUAUAUUUCUAAUAAAAAUCCUAUUUUAAUAAUAAUCAAUCACUUU